This is a messenger RNA of Glycine soja, 1715 nucleotides long. Its product is annotated as malonyl CoA-acyl carrier protein transacylase-like. The transcript is spliced from 11 exons. The record is from RefSeq and is a predicted model, not a curated record. Bases 303 to 1367 code for a protein of 354 amino acids. Gene Ontology annotation, molecular function: [acyl-carrier-protein] S-malonyltransferase activity. NCBI's taxonomy places the organism in Eukaryota, Viridiplantae, Streptophyta, Magnoliopsida, Fabales, Fabaceae.
AGCUGCAUGAUAAAAAAAUUUCCUAGUGUCCUCAUGUUGUGCUUCCUUGCUUGUUUCACCAAAGAUUAUAGCGAAAUCAUUUCCUCCUUCCUUCUUCCUUCCUGCUUGUUCUUCAUGGUGCUUGAGAACUGAUAUCAUCAUCAUUCAUUAGCUGGGCGGUUUGAAAAGGCUAAAUUCUAAUAACACCAACGUCUUCAUCUUGUAAGCUCCGUCUCUUGACAAAAUCAACGUCCCAUUUAUGCAAGCUUUGAUUAACCAUUUUCAUUCCCUUUUUCCUUCGCACUACUCCCUCAUUCUGUGCCAUGUCUUCCUCUCUCGUUAUUCCUUCCACUCCCUUCUUCGCCCAUGGAACAAGAACCCUCCCUCUCACUCGAUCUAGGGUUUCCAUGACCGUCUCCGCCGGAUCUCAGCCUUCUCUCCGCGACGCUCUGUUCGCCGAUUACAAGGCCUCCACUUCAUUCUUCUUCCCCGGCCAGGGUGCUCAAGCUGUUGGAAUGGGGAAAGAAGCUCAGAAUGUGCCUACUGCUGCGGUUUUGUUCAACAAGGCAAACAACGUAUUGGGGUUUGAUCUUCUUGAUAUAUGCAUCAAUGGGCCAAAAGAAAAGCUAGAUUCAACUGUUAUCAGCCAGCCAGCUAUUUAUGUCACAAGUCUUGCUGCUGUAGAGCUACUUCGUGCGCGUGAUGGAGGUCAGCAGAUUAUUGACUCAGUUGAUGUUACAUGUGGUUUAAGCCUGGGAGAAUAUACUGCUCUGGCAUUUGCUGGGGCUUUUAGCUUUGAAGAUGGACUCAAGUUGGUCAAACUGAGGGGUGAGGCCAUGCAGGAUGCCGCUAAUGCUGCUAAAAGUGCUAUGGUUAGUGUGAUAGGACUGGACUCAGAGAAGGUCCAACAAUUGUGUGAUGCAGCCAAUCAGGAAGUUCCUGAAGCUGAGAAGGUUCAGAUUGCCAAUUACCUGUGCCCAGGAAACUAUGCUGUCUCCGGGGGAUUAAAAGGAGUAGAAGUGCUGGAAUCCAAGGCAAAGUCUUUCAAGGCUCGAAUGACGGUGCGCCUAGCUGUUGCUGGUGCUUUCCACACUAGUUUUAUGAAACCAGCUGUGUCAAGGUUGGAAGCAGCAUUGGCAACAACAGAAAUCAGAACCCCGAGAAUACCAGUCAUCUCCAAUGUGAAUGCACAGCCACAUACAGAUCCUGACUCAAUAAAGAAGAUAUUGGCAUGCCAGGUUACCUCACCUGUUCAAUGGGAAACAACAGUGCAGACUCUUCUAACCAAGGGUCUGAAGAAAAGCUAUGAACUCGGACCCGGAAAGGUUAUUGCUGGAAUCAUCAAAAGAACGGACAAAGGUGCUGAUAUUGAAAAUAUUGGGGCUUAGUGUGUGGGACCUUGCUCCUUCGUGUUCGAAUGAACAAAACUAAUAACAUUUUUUCCAAGAGAGAAUGUGCGUUAGCUAAAUCAGGAGAAUGCAUGGAACUUGAAACUUUGAAAGCAAGGAGCAGCUCCAGUCAGAUUUGAAUGCCAGUUUUGAAGUUAAAAUGUUAUAAAUUAUAAUUCAUGAGUUAGAUAAGUGAUUGCACUCGGCACUAGAAUUUUUCUGUUUUUUGUAAUCUUAGACAAUGUGUCUCGGAGUUAAUUAUGUUUAUGCUUCUUUGUAACAAAUAUAGUUUUUUUAGCCUUUUACACAGGCUUAAUAAUAAUUAGAAGAAACGUUUUACUGUGUUCU